Molecule: messenger RNA, 1447 nt
Organism: Neofelis nebulosa (Clouded leopard)
Lineage: Eukaryota; Metazoa; Chordata; Mammalia; Carnivora; Felidae
Exons: 2
Coding region: 343-1032 (229 amino acids)
Source: RefSeq, a predicted model, not a curated record
GGGCCGGGCCGGGGCCGCGACGCCCGCGAAGCCUGGAGCCCGCUGCAGCCGCCACCGGAUCCCGGGAUGGGACGAGAGACUGCGGCGGAAGCCAGCAUCUCCCAGCCUGGGGCUCCGGGGGCCGCGGAGCCAACGCCGCCGCCGCCGCCGCCACCGCCUCUGUUGCCUCCGCUGCUGAGACCAGGCUAGAGAUGGGUGAGUUGACACUGGCGUCACGGGGGACCCGCGCCACAGCCCCUCCAUCCACGCACUCCUAGCCCUCCGCCUUGAACUCCGCGCUGCCGGCACAAUCCCCCCCCCCCCACGCUUUCAGGGCUCCCACAGCCCCCUCCCUCCCUGAGCAUGACCCUAGGGGCGGGAGCGGGAACCCCGGGCCCGGGGGUUGGGGGCUUCGAUACAGGGAGGUGGGGGCCGGAUGCCAGGGAGACUAUUGGGCUCCCACUCCCACGCCCAGGCCCAGCGUGGCACUGUGAACGGAGGGGGGGGGGCUCCGGUGGGUGGUGGGGCAGGGUCCGGAGCUGCCAAGCCAGGCGGGAGCUGGCACCUCUGCUCGCCGCGCUGAGGCCUGCCUUUGGCACCCCUCUCGCCACAUACGCCCAUCCCAGGUGGCCCCUUCCCCGCGCCGCGUCCCAGGGUGCAGCCUGUCCGCCGUGCCUGGACUGCGGGAAGGGGUGGAGGUGGGGCCGGGACGCGGGGCUAUGGGCCGGGCGCGGGGCCGCGAUGCCCGCGAUGCCGGGCGCAUGCCUCAGCCUCCACCCGAGCCCGGGAUGGGGUCAGAGGCUGCAGCAGACGCCAGCAUCUCCCCGCGGGGGCCUCGAGGUCCGCGCAGCCAUCGCCGCCGCCGCCGCCGCCGCUGUUGCCUGCGCUGCUGAGACCAGGCUGGAGAUGGACUCUGCAGGAGCUCGAGAUGGGGUGAGAGGCUGUAGCAGACGCCAGUAUCUCCCCGCUGGGGCCUCGAGUGCCGCGCAGCCAUCGCCGACGCUGCUGCUGUUGCCUCCGCUGCCGAGACCAGGCUGGAGAUGGGUGAGUUGACCCUGGCGUCCAGGGUAACCCUAGCCGCAGUCCCUCCAUCCCCGCACUCCUGGCCUUCCGCCUCCAUCUCUGGGCUCCCGGCCCAACCCCCACCCCGCCAAGCCCUCAGGGCUCACACAGCCCACUCCCUCCCUGAGCGUCACCCUAUGGGAGGGAAUGGGAUCCCCAGAAACAGGGAUUGGGGGCAUAGAGACAAGGAUGUGGGGGCGGGAUUCCAGGGAGACUACUGGGCUCUGAUGCCCCCUCACCCAACCAGGCUGGCCCUAGGACCUUUCCCAGGCCCUGGAGGGCAAAGCCUCAUGCCUUAGAUCCCCUCCCUAGGCCUGGGCAGGGGCGUCCCCUAGGCGCUGGGCUCAAAAGGCUCUUUGUGAGCUGUGCCCCCCACUCCCCAAGCCUCCAGCUUGGGGGUCGUGGA